Messenger RNA from Anguilla anguilla (European eel), 1542 nucleotides. RefSeq lists its product as uncharacterized. The transcript has 12 exons. Lineage: Eukaryota; Metazoa; Chordata; Actinopteri; Anguilliformes; Anguillidae. Bases 406 to 1542 code for a protein of 378 amino acids. The record is from RefSeq and is a predicted model, not a curated record.
ACUGCAGCUAACACAUCUUCCACAUCUGAGGCUCCUUCCACUGGAUCCCCCUUGCCUGCAGCGACCACAACACUUCCCACUCCAGUCCAUAUUCUUGAAGCAACCCUGCCAGUUCCAUUCGUGCCUGCACUGGAAAACAGCCAGUCAACAGAAUAUCAAGAUUUAGCAAAAACAGUCAUUGGAUUCUGUGAUAUCAUUUUCUACAGACGGUAUGGGCUUCUUUUUGAGCGGACAGAAGUGCGAUCAUUCAGUCGCAGAGAAGAAGGGACAGCUGUAGAGGUGGCGCUGAUUUUCAACGGGACCAGUUCAGAAACAUUGCCCAGCACGGACGAUGUCGCGGAGACCUUAAUAAGAGCAGUGACGGACCCCGAUUCCACGUUAACAACUCAGUUCAAUGUUACUGUGAUGGUUGACUCCAUCCGCGUGCUAACUACCACAACACUUCCCACUCCAGUCCUAAAUCUUCAAGCGACCCUGGAAAUUCCAUUCGUGCCUGAACUGGAAAACAGCCAGUCAACAGAAUAUCAAGUUUUAGCAACAGCAGUCGUUGGAUUUUGUGAUAUCAUUUUCUACAGACGGUAUGGGCUUCUUUUUGAGCGGACAGAAGUGCGAUCAUUCAGUCGCAGAGAAGAAGGGACAGCUGUAGAGGUGGCGCUGAUUUUCAACGGGACCAGUUCAGAAACAUUGCCCAGCACGGACAGUGUCGCGGAGACCUUGAUAAGAGCAGUGACGGACCCCGAUUCCACGUUAACAACUCCGUUCAAUGUUACUGUGGUGGUUGACUCCAUCCGCGUGCUAACUACCACAACACUUCCCACUCCAGUCCUAAAUCUUCAAGCGACCCUGGAAAUUCCAUUCGUGCCUGAACUGGAAAACAGCCAGUCAACAGAAUAUCAAGUUUUAGCAACAGCAGUCGUUGGAUUUUGUGAUAUCAUUUUCUACAGACGGUAUGGGCUUCUUUUUGAGCGGACAGAAGUGCGAUCAUUCAGUCGCAGAGAAGAAGGGACAGCUGUAGAGGUGGCGCUGAUUUUCAACGGGACCAGUUCAGAAACAUUGCCCAGCACGGACGAUGUCGCGGAGACCUUGAUAAGAGCAGUGACGGACCCCGAUUCCACGUUAACAACUCCGUUCAAUGUUACUGUGGUGGUUGACUCCAUCCGCGUGCUAACUACCACAACACCUCCCACUCCAGUCCUAAAUCUUCAAGCGACCCUGGAAAUUCCAUUCGUGCCUGAACUGGAAAACAGCCAGUCAACAGAAUAUCAAGUUUUAGCAACAGCAGUCGUUGGAUUUUGUGAUAUCAUUUUCUACAGACGGUAUGGGCUUCUUUUUGAGCGGACAGAAGUGCGAUCAUUCAGUCGCAGAGAAGAAGGGACAUCUGUAGUGGUGGCGCUGAUUUUCAACGAGACCAGUUCUGAACCAUUGCCCAGCACGGACGAUGUUGCGAAUACCUUGAUAACAGCAGUGACGGACCCCAAUUCCACGUUAACGAACACAUACAAUAUUACUCUGCUUGUUGAUUCCAUCAGCGUGACAAGUUAG